AUAAAUCCAACGCUCUCUUGGUCAGUCUUGUGAAGUCGUCUCUCUUUUUUUUCUCCUCGCUACGGCUCCUUUUCAGUAGUAAUUUAUUUGACCCAACAUUGGCCAUUGCUCUUUCUCUGCUACUCCUCUUAUUCCCAAUGCCAGAAGCAGAUAUUUUUCCUUUGAACCCAUAAUUCUGCUGGAGUUAUCAGGUUCAGUAUCAGAGGGAUGGGGACUUUUGAAAAAGAUGAGAUGCCGAUGUUAUCACCAUCAUUUCCGCAGUCUGAUGAAAGUGAUGGCUUUCAAAAUCGGCGUUUUACGUACAGGACAAGGAGUGCAUCCCUAUCAAUGCCAAUGAGCUCUAUGGAUUCCUUUGAAAAUGAUAGUAGUUUUGUAGGUUAUACUGGUCCUUUGAGAAGUGAGAGGCGAACGUCAUUGGUUCAUAUGAGCGGGCCAUUAUAUAUUAGUCGCAAGCCUGAGAAUAGCUUUCGGCCCACUCCCGCUGCAGUAGUGCACAAACCAACUCUGCCUACAACAGAAAAAUAUCCUUCAAUUGGCAGCGCGGAACGAAAUGGUUGGCCUAAUAAUGACUACACUGGAAAAAAUGAACAUCUAUUGAAGUCUGGACAACUGGGCAUGUGCAGUGAUCCUUACUGCACAACAUGCCCAACCUAUUACCAUUUGAAAGCACGGCAAAAAAAUUCAAAGUCUUCAGAUAUAAUAGAUCACAGGUUCCAUAAUAUGCUGUAUGGAGAUGCAAAAGGAUGGGCAAAGAGAACUUGUUCUUUCUUGCAUCCAUAUAUUCCUGGUGUCAUGAAUCCUCAUGCGAAGAUUGUCCAGAAGUGGAACAAAUUUUUUGUCAUCUCAUGCCUAUUUGCAGUAUUUAUAGAUCCCCUGUUCUUCUUUUUGCUUUAUGUCCAACAGGGGAACAAAUGUAUAGUGCUAAAUUGGCCCAUGACAACAACUAUUGUGAUUUUGAGGAGCAUCACUGAUAUCGUUUACUUAAUUCACAUCCUUCUUCAGUUCCGCUUAGCUUAUGUUGCUCCUGAAUCUAGGGUGGUGGGAGCAGGUGACCUGGUUGACCACCCUAAAAAGAUUGCUAUAAAUUAUCUUUCUGGAUACUUUGUCCUUGACUUUUUCGUCGUACUACCACUUCCUCAGAUCAUCAUAUUAUUGGUUUUGCCCAAGUCUAUUGGAUCAUCUGGGGCAAAUUACGCGAAGAAUCUAUUGAGGGCAGCUAUACUACUCCAGUACAUUCCUAGGUUGUACAGGUUUUUGCCUUUGCUAGCUGGCCAGUCUCCAAGUGGUUUUAUAUUUGAGUCAGCAUGGGCAAAUUUUGUCAUAAAUCUUCUCACUUUUGUUCUAUCGAGUCAUGUGGUGGGAUCAUGCUGGUAUCUUUUUGGUUUACAGAGGGUGAAUCAAUGCCUUCGAGAUGCUUGUCGUAGCUCAAACAUAGCAAGGUGUACAGAAUUCAUAGACUGUGGUCAUGGCACUGAUUACAGAAAGUUUCGGUUGGAUACAACAUGGGACCAGUGGAAGAACAAUUCUGAUGCAGUUGCUUGUUUUACUAAUGGUGGUUUUGACUAUGGAAUCUAUGAACAAGCUGUUAAUCUAACCGCUGAAGGGAGUGUUGCCACAAGAUAUGUGUACUCAUUGUUUUGGGGCUUCCAGCAAAUUAGUACACUAGCUGGCAAUCAAAUCCCGAGUUAUUUUGUGUGGGAAGUUAUUUUCACUAUGGCUAUCAUCGGAAUGGGACUCCUACUUUUUGCCCUCCUGAUUGGAAAUAUGCAAAACUUUCUGCAGUCUCUAGAUCGCAGGAGGUUAGAAAUGUCUCUGAGACGUCGUGACGUUGAACAAUGGAUGAGCCAUAGGCGCUUGCCUGAAGAACUGAGAAGGAGAGUUCGGGAGGCAGAGAGAUAUAAUUGGGCAGCUACCAGAGGGGUCAAUGAAGAAAUGCUACUAGAGAAUCUUCCUGAAGACCUUCUAAGAGAUAUACGGAGACAUCUUUUUAACUUCAUCAAAAAGGUUCGGAUAUUUGCACUUCUAGAUGAACCCAUCAUAGAUGCCAUCUGUGAGAGAUUAAGACAGAAAACAUACAUAGCAGGAAGCAAAGUUUUAUACCGUGGUGGUCUGGUUGACAAGAUGGUUUUCAUAAUUCGGGGUAAGAUGGAAAGUAUUGGAGAAGAUGGAAAUGUGGCCUCCUUGUCUGAAGGGGAUGCCUGCGGGGAAGAACUCCUCACAUGGUGCCUUGAGCACUCUUCGAUAAACAGAGGUACUCUCCAUAAUAUUCAAAUUAUCACUGAAAGCUCCUUUGACUCAGCUAUCUUUUCUCCUCUUGAGGCUCAGCUACCCCUUUUUCCCCCUCAAGAUGGGAAAAAGAUCAGAAUUCCAGGACAUAGAUUACUGAGCAACAGACUUGUUAGGUGCCUAACAAAUGUUGAAGCAUUUAUAUUGCGAGCUGCAGAUCUUGAAGAAGUCACUAAUCUUUUCGCAAGAUUCUUGAGGAGUCCACGUGUUCAAGGUGCCAUAAGGUAUGAAUCGCCAUAUUGGCGAGGGCUAGCAGCAAGGCGGAUACAAGUUGCCUGGAGAUACAGGAAGAAACGUCAAAGCCGAGCGGACUCUUCCAGCCCCCAACACUAAUAUCAUUCUUACACUGUACUAUUUCACAAUAACUCAUUAGCUCUUCUGAAAUACAUUUAAAUAUAAAUUGUAGUAGUUAUUUUAGUCUGUAUAUCUAGUUCUAUUUUUUGUAUGUAGUACAGAAUAUAGUAGUGGUUGUCAAUCAAAACUCGGACUGAAAUUUUGUAUUGAAAUAAUCCAUAUAUUAACCCUAGAUGCAGUUGAUAAUA
Molecule: messenger RNA, 2828 nt
Organism: Nicotiana attenuata
Lineage: Eukaryota; Viridiplantae; Streptophyta; Magnoliopsida; Solanales; Solanaceae
Product: probable cyclic nucleotide-gated ion channel 20, chloroplastic
Exons: 14
Coding region: 208-2619 (803 amino acids)
Biological process (GO): transmembrane transport; monoatomic ion transport
Cellular component (GO): membrane
Molecular function (GO): monoatomic ion channel activity
Source: RefSeq, a predicted model, not a curated record